AUGGACAUAAUUUUGGAAAUUGAGUUGAAAGAAUGCGAGAACGGAGACACGAUAGAAAUAAUCCAGUCCCUGGACCAAAUGAUGCGAGGCCGAGUGACAGAGAUCCACGAGCUGCGACUCGUGUCCAACCGGAUCCCGAAAAUGCCAACCCGGGCCUUCGGGUCCCUGCGGAUCCAGAACCUGGUCCUGUCCAACAACGGGCUGGAAACAAUCGGUCGCCAAGCCUUCGGGGGCCUCGAACCCACCCUGAGGGAACUGGUCAUCGAAGAGCCCACGUUAUUGUCAAUCCCGGCAGACACCCUGGCCCCUCUACGAGAGUUGGAAGUGUUGUCACUGCGAAACACUCCCGUGCAUGAUCUGGAACCCAUCGUGGGUCCCAGUAGGCUCAGAUUUGUUCACGUGGACAGAGCGGCAUUGUUGGACAUCCCGCCGCAAGCAUUCGCGGCUCUGCCUUCGCUCCGCUUUUUGCACAUCACCAAUUCAGCAGUGCGAAAAUUGCACCCCAGGGCAUUCCACGAUCUGCCCGCGCUUCUCAUCAUGAACCUGACAGGGAAUCACAUCACUGCCAUUCAUCCUGAAGCUUUCAGUGCUACACCAAGCCUGGAAACCCUCAUUUUGGACGGCAACAACGUCAAGGAUGCGGACAUGGUUUCUGAAGCAGUUGGACACCUGAGGUCCUUGAGAACUUUGGAAAUGAGAAACAAUGACAUUGAAAGACUUCCUUCAAGAUCUUUCGACAGACUGGAAUCCGUGGAAAAUUUGAUCCUCAGUGGAAACGAGUUGGCUGAAGUGCAUCCAGCUGCUUUUUCUCGCAUGCCUUCAUUACAGGUGCUGGACUUGAGUUUCACGGGUUUAGUGGACCUGCACCCAGAGACUUUCGAUGGAACCCCGCGGUUGGCUGAGCUGUACCUGGGAGGCAAUAACGUGACCCUGUUGGCAGGAGUGACGAGGGCCACAAGGGCGCUGCCAUCUUUGAGGGUCCUCGACUUGAGCAGGAAUGAAGUUGCCAGUGUGGAAUCCGGGGUUUUCCAUGGACACCAUAAUCUGGAGUCACUCUACCUCGACAGGAACAAGUUGUCGGCAGUGCACAUGGACGCCUUCGGCGACCUCCGCAGCCUCCGAAAACUCGACCUCCACGACAACUACCUCACCAGCGACACCAUGGUGCGCGUGGGGCGUCCCUGGCGCCUCCCCAACCUCCACACCCUCGUCCUAUCCCGCAAUGAGCUGACUCACAUAGCCCGAGCCGCCUUCGAGCACAUGCCGUCGGUGAUGCAUCUGGAUCUCCGCGACAACAACAUCGAGACGCUGGAAAACGGCGCCUUUUCCGCACUUCACCGCCUCGAGUACCUCAACGUGUCGCACAAUAAAAUCCAGGAAAUACCCCAGGAGUGCUUUGCCAAAUUGGGGGAAUUGCGGGACCUGGAUUUGAGUUACAAUGUCGUCGAGGAGCUCGGGCCCGGGGUUCUGGCGGAUUUGUGGAAUUUGAGAGCGUUGCACUUGAAGCAUAAUCAAAUAUCCACGUUUGCGCCCGAUGCUUUGCCGCCAGAUAGUAAUCUGGUGUUUCUGGACGCCUCUGAGAAUUUCAUCAAGGAUUUCGAGCAGUGGCCCAUGAGUGCUAGAAGAAGGCUGAAACAUUUGGAUUUGUGCUGGAACGAGAUUGAAGAAGUCGGGGAAGCUUUUUUCGAAAACUUGGAAAGCAUCAACACGCUUCUGCUGGCAAACAACAUGAUCAAACGGUUGUCAACGUCCGAAACAAAGCCCACAAAAUCCCUGCGAACCCUGGACAUCAGUGGCAACCAGCUUCAAGAACUCGACCCGAAAUUCCCACAACAAUUUUCCUCCUUGGAAUGCCUAAACGCCAGCAGAAACGGGAUCCGAACCCUGCCAACCCUGAGACCCCUGUCACGACUCCACACCCUGGACCUCUGCAACAAUUCCCUCACCCGACUCGAAGACGCAGUUUUCUCAGGCACCACAUCACUUCAAUACCUGGACCUGAGUGAGAAUAUCCUCAGGGAAAUCAACCCGGGCACUUUCCGGCCCCUCGGUGCCCUCAGGCAACUGAACCUACGCAAAAACGAAUUGCCGAGUUUGCCCAAAGACUUCAUUGCGGGUCUGUGGACGCUUUCGGCCGUCGACCUGUCGGAAAACGGCAUCGAGAAUGUCCAAGAGCGAGCCUUCAACGCGUUGCCGAAUGUCAAAGAGGUUGACCUGAGUCGGAAUAGGAUAGUGCGGGUCGAUCCCGGGGCAUUCGAGGGUCUGAGUUCACUGAAAAGCCUGCGGGUGGAAGGAAAUGCCAUAGAACGGCUGGAAGGGGACGUUUUCAGAGACACCCACGACGUGAAGUUGGUCAACUUGAGCCACAACUUCUUCGACAAGUUCCCGACAGAUGCCCUGAGGAGUUUGAAAAGCGUGAAGGUGGUCGACCUGAGUCACAAUCGGAUCCUGGAAGUUUCUCAGGACGAAAUCGAACAGCUUCCCGACGUCUCUUCAGUGAUGCUGAAUGACAACAACAUUUGCAAGUUCCACGGGAGCAAGAAUUUUCGCAACAGGAACAUAACGCGGAUGAAAACUUUGGACCUGCACAACAAUUAUUUGAUGUACCUGCCUGAGGAACCUUUCAGAGAUCUGAUGCAUACCGUCAACAAUCUCGAUGUUUCAGGCAAUCCUUUGAUGUGCGAUUGCGAACUCGCGUGGCUUCGUGACAUCUAUUCCCGUCAGCUCGUUGAGGAAUACGAUCUUCAGCGCCGCGGAGUUCGAAGAUUAGACUUGUUUACGAACAGUCGAAUCAUGCCUGAAGAACUUCAACCACGAUGCUACUUUCCGGAAACACAUCGCGGUCAGAGCAUCACUGAAAUGUCACCCGUGGAUUUCACUUGCGAUGUCAACACUGAGUCAGCCGAUAGAGGCAGCGGAUGUUCUUUGCUACCGUUAGUGGUAGAUGAAGGCGUCGACGAAACGAGUCUAAGCACUGGAACUGGUUCUGCGGGAAUACCCACGACUCAUCCGACGCCGACUUCUUCUUACACGAACACAGGUUUGGGGAACGCAUCAGAUGAUUUCCCACUGCCAUUCCACCGCAUGUCGAAUCACUACGGGAAACUGGACGAUUUCCAUGACUGGACAUCACCGCAGAAUGCGGAAGUAGCGCUAAAAUCACCAUCAGCACCCAGCAAUAUUCCUCCCGCAACGACACCUCCAAACGGAAAACUCAAGCCAGAAUCGGAAAGGCUCUUGGACGAAACCGUAUCUUCCGAUUUCAUUCCCGGAGACACUCCAACAAUAUACGCGGGUUCUUCACUGAAACCCCCACCGGGUUUGAACAGUAACGAUCGUAACGAUGCUGCGAAACAGCACGGAAACAGGAAGACCCUUUUUGGGUUUCCAUUGCCCAAGAUACCCGUCGACUUCCGGUUAACCUUUGGGCUGGACAAGCAGAAGGGCAAGAAUCUUCCUUCUGGGGGCUUCGGAGGCUUGGGAUCACUCCUGGACAAUGUUGGAUCAAAAUGGGUGAACAGUCCACCAAAGAAAAAUCCCUUGGCUUCAGAUCUGGUGAACUUACCCGAAGAAUAUCCGGAAAGCGUCAGUAAUCCGGCAGCUGAAGAAGCAGACAUUUCUUCCGGCUCAGCCUCAGCUGCACCAGCACCCUCCGCAGAAAGCGCCUCAGGCCCACAGGAUUAUCCUUCAUUGGAAGCCCCGUUCUUGCAUGAGGAAGAAUCAACAGGAAAAGUAAUCCGUCCACAAAUCCAGAAACCGACUCCCGUCGCACCACCGGAAAGUGACUCGUCACCUUCCAGCUUUGGUGACUUCUCUUCUGAGCCGAAUAACGUUGAAGUUUCGCCUCCAGCGGAGAGUCCAUCUCUUGCACCGGAGACUGAUAAAACCAGACUAUCCUUGCCUCCGGAUUAUUUUGGAGGAGGGAAAAUCGAUGAAGACAAGGAUGAAACUACCUCAGUUGCCUUGGAUGAUAUACCACAGCAGAGAGUGACCACAACUGAAUCCACACCAACCAGUUCUUCAACACAAAGAGUUGAAGCCAAAUCCCCGCCACCACCUGAAGUUGAAACAUCCUCAUCAAAUGAAUCCAAAACCCCACCAACAGUUGCAGCUGUGACAAAGCUCAUUGACAACUCAGUACAUCACCGACCCUUGGAGGAUUUGACAGAUGAAGAAGUUCACAUGCCUUUAGAGGACAUGAGCCCUGGAGAAGUCAACGUUUUUCACAAAGGCACUGGCCAAAGCAAUGAACCAUCAUUCGAAGAGAAGCUCUUGCUGAAUCCCAAGCGGAAACAGAAGGCAUCUCUGCCACUUCCGCAUUCUCUCAACAAUGACCCAGUUUCUUGGGCCGGGAUCCUGGGUUUGAAGCCACCUGAAGAACACGAAUUGGCCACUGAAGAACCCGUCACAGUGGCCUCCACUACAUCUGAUUCCCGCAAUCCCAAGCUUUACAACGAACUUGAGUUCAUGAACAAGUUUGUGACAAAUUUCCGCGAGGAAAUUUUCAGCGAUGAGCCUCGUUCCUCGACUAAUGCGGGUUCGAGCAAACUUUGUGCUGUUCCUCCAGUGGUUGCUGUUGCGCUGAUUGCGAUUUUCGAUCUCUGGAGAUGAAAGGAGUAUUUGUUCUUGCUGUUUCCAGGUUUUUGAGAUAAUACCGAUAAGUAAAAAGAAAUCUAUUGUUAACAUUUUUAAUCUUCCAGACUGAAAUUUGCAAAAAAUGAAGUUCAAUUUGAGGAGCAGAAUCUCUUUCGAACAAUAGAUCAGUUGCUGCCAUUUGUUUGACAAAAUAUUUUCCAUCAGCGCUUCAUUCCCACUGUUCUUGAAUAUUUAUAUUUCAAGAGAUAUUCAGAUUAAUCAUUGAGUGCAUGAAGAAAUUUUCAGUUUCGUAGAAAAAUGAUAAUGGAAUGAAAUGUUGCUUUUUUCAACUGAAAGAUUUUGGAGACCGAAUUGUGAAAUCCGUCCAAAUUUGUGUUGGAAAUUAAUCCUGAAAAAGGAUUUAUAUUUGUAAGAAAAAAACUGAGCUGUUGUGCGCUAGUCACGAGAAGUUGUGCUGAACAAGGUAAUGCAAACAAACGAACGAAAAAACUUUCAGUCAAGUCGGAUGAAUUUGUUUUGUUUGUCUGUUUUUUGGAAGCGCGAACAUUUUUUAAAGGUGGUGAAUGUGUUAUGAAAUAUUUUGUGAAGAUCCGUUUUCUGCUUUGAGUGGGGGACAAAGAUGAUGAUGAUUGUCAUUAGCCAGAAUCUGCUGCGUAGAAAUUUGAUUUUCUACAAAUCCUUUUGAUUUAAGAAAACUGGCAAGAAAAAAAAAGCGAUUCAAAACCAAA
Messenger RNA from Notodromas monacha, 5324 nucleotides. NCBI's taxonomy places the organism in Eukaryota, Metazoa, Arthropoda, Ostracoda, Podocopida, Cyprididae. The record is from the annotation of a GenBank genome assembly.